Molecule: messenger RNA, 1539 nt
Organism: Fusarium sp. VM40
Lineage: Eukaryota; Fungi; Ascomycota; Sordariomycetes; Hypocreales; Nectriaceae
Source: the annotation of a GenBank genome assembly
AUGAACCGAAUCAAGGCUUCGGUUGCCCCCGUUUGGAACGAGCUCUCCUGGCGUAUACUGUCAGUGGCCUUCUUCGGGUCCAUGGCCUCGACUGGCUUUGGCUUCGAUCAGGGAUGGUGGGGCGGCGCACUCAGCUCUCGUCGAUUCACUGCAGCCUUUGGGCAUUACGAUGCUGCGACCGAGUCCUGGGCCAUGUCGGAGACGCAGCAAUCCAUUGGCACGGGCUUGGGCACAGUCGCUGUCGUUGUUGGUCUCGUCAUUGGAACUCUGCUCAACGAGAGGCUCGGCCGCUGGAGAACACUUCUCAUCCAGCCACUUGUUGCCGUUGUGGGCAUCAUCAUCGAGGCCACUACAUCCAACAGCUAUGCGCAGCUCAUCGUCGGCCGUGUAAUUGUCUAUAUUGCAGGUGGAAUUGCCACCAACGUCGUUCCUGUCUAUCAGGCCGAAUGCUCCACUGGUUCCUUGCGAGGCCUCAUGACGACAACCUACAACGGAGCCUUGAUGCUUGGGGCAUUGGCCUCCAGCCUGGUCUUCUAUCUCAGCCGACAUGUCGACUCCCAGUGGUCGUGGAAGGGGGUUGUUAUAGCUCAACUGGCAAGCCCGAUCCUGUGCUUGAUUGGGCUGUUGGUUCUUCCCGAGUCACCAAGCUGGCUAGUCACUAAAAGAAGACUCGAAGAUGCAGCACAUGCGCUGCAAACUCUGCGAGGACCUUCAUUUGACACGCAACAAGAGAUCAAUCUGCUGCAACGUGCCUUGGACGACAACCACAAGACGAGUGCUACCUCGUACCUGGAAUGCUUCAAAGGCACCAAUCUUAGGCGGACCAUUAUCAUCGUGGGCGUCCAGGUACUGCAACAAGCACUCGGCAUUCCUUUUAUCGCCAACUAUCUCGGUGUCUUCCUUGUACAGAUUGGCUUUACUGAGCCGCUUCUCAUUGUAAUGCUCACUUACGUGAUCGGAGUCGUCGCAAGCCUGGUCACCAUGGUCACGAUCGAUGCUGCUGGUCGUCGGAGCCUCUUGCUCUACUCGGCCACGCUUCUAGCUGCCUUCAUGUUUGUAGUCGCUGGUCUGACACACAAUGGCUCUGCGGGGCUAUCGACUGAUCUGCAAAAGGCUGCAGUUGCGUUGCUUUUGCUAUGGUUUGCCGUAUUUCAAGUCACCUGGGGUCCGAUUGCUUGGAUCGUAACAGCUGAGAUCCCAGGUAGCUUGGUUCGAGAAAAGAGCGUGGCCAUUUCUGCAUUCUCCUCAUACGCUGUGGGGUGCGCCAUCACCUUUGCGAAUCCAUAUGUUAUGGGCGACAUCUCGGGCAAGGUGGGAUUUAUCUAUGGGUCGUUUGCAGUCUUGGCAGUGGCAUUUGUCUUUUUCUGCGUUCCCGAAGUUAAGAAGAGGUCUCUGGCAGAGAUUGAUGAGCUCUUUAACCAGCGAGUGCCCACUCGCAAGUUCCCUAGCUAUAACUGCCAGACAAGACAGCACGACAAGUCUGUACAUAUGACCCCAGAGGAAAAGACUACCAGUCAGGCCGCUGUUUCUCAAGUAUAA